Messenger RNA from Jaculus jaculus (lesser Egyptian jerboa), 687 nucleotides. Its product is annotated as taste receptor type 2 member 14-like. The record is from RefSeq and is a predicted model, not a curated record. The coding region runs from base 1 to 687 and encodes 228 amino acids. Gene Ontology annotation, cellular component: membrane. NCBI's taxonomy places the organism in Eukaryota, Metazoa, Chordata, Mammalia, Rodentia, Dipodidae. Gene Ontology annotation, molecular function: G protein-coupled receptor activity; bitter taste receptor activity. Gene Ontology annotation, biological process: sensory perception of taste; detection of chemical stimulus involved in sensory perception of bitter taste; G protein-coupled receptor signaling pathway. The transcript has a single exon.
AUGGUUUCUGUUUCCUGGACUUUGACCAGUCAUAUUAAUAUUUGGCUUGCUACCAGCCUCAGUAUCGUUUAUUUUCUCAAGAUAGCCAUUUUCUCAAACUCUCUUUUUCUCUACCUAAAGUGGAGAUGUGAAAAGGUGAUUUACAUGGCAUUGCUGGUGUCCCUGGUUGCCUUGUUUGCAAACACCAUACUGACAUAUAUCCGAAUUGAUGUCCUGAUUGAAGGACCAAUGGGAAACACAUCUUAUAUGUCCAGUGAGAGGAUCUUUAUACAGUACUCAAAGUUGCUCUUAUUCCCCAACUUUAUGUUCUUAUUUGCACCCUUUGGUGUGUCCCUGAUAGCUUUCCUUCUGCUCUUCUUCUCCCUGUGGAAACAUCGCAACAAGAUUCAGCACAGUGGCCAAGGGGGCCGAGAUGCCAGGACCACCGCCCACGUCAAAGCCUUGCAGUCUGUCACCGUCUUCCUCCUACUUUACAUCUCCUUCUUUCUGUCUCUAGCGACGCAAGUUUGGACAUUUGAGAUGGAGGCGAGUCUGAUCAUUAUGUUUGGGAAGGCUACUCUAACGGUUUUUCCUUGUGGCCACUCCUGUGUCCUGAUUCUUGGAAAUAAUAAGCUGAGACAGGCCUUGUUCUCAGUGCUACAGGGACUAAGGCACAGGCUCGAGGAUGCAGAACCUUCUGGUUUGUAA